Bursaphelenchus okinawaensis is the source of this 3946-nucleotide messenger RNA. Lineage: Eukaryota; Metazoa; Nematoda; Chromadorea; Rhabditida; Aphelenchoididae. The record is from the annotation of a GenBank genome assembly.
AUGGAAAAACAAAGCCCAUCAAACUCAAAAGCUUCGUUAUCAUUCAAUGAAUGCCAAGUCUGCUCAGCACCAAAGAAAUUUCAAAAUGGCGGUGGCAGAGUAAGUUAAUCUGUUUCUUAUGUCACGUGAAGCUCCUGUACAACGAACUUUUUAAUAAUCAAUCAAUUUUUAUUUUUGAAGUUUUUCGUUUUACAAGAGUUCUAUUACCAUAUACGUGUAAAACAUAAGCGGCUUAUAGGUCUUCUGCGGCUGAUUUCUUCUUCAAAACAGUUCAGUAACAAAAAUUACUUAUAUAUAUUUAUGCUUUACUUUUAUUAUUUGUACUUACUGAAUGAUAGUUUAUAUCUUUUACAGCUUUGCCGAAGUUGUGCUGCGUUUUUUCGACGUUACGCAGCCACAAAUCGACGAUAUUACUGUGCAGCAGGGAAGAACGUCUGUAAAAUUUACUACAGUAAGUGACUACGAUUUUCAACAUUACACAUACUUUUAUAGCCAGUACAACUUUUGUAUGACCUAUUGCCUACUUAAAAUUAAAAAAAAACUCAAGAUUUGCCUGUAACAAAAUCAAGUCUUGAUUGUAGUUUAUUUUAGAAGACACCUUCAAAUGCAAAUCCUGCAGAUUUGAGCAAUGUCAACAAGAGCUGAACACAAUAAUUGGGGCACCAAAGAACUUGAACAACGAUAUUUUUUUGAAUGUUUAUAGGAAUGGCACUACGUCGCUGGCUUGUCAGCUUGUUAAAGCAUUUAACAAUGUGUACGAGUUUGAGUACGAAAACGCCAAAAAGAACAACCCAGCAACGGUUUUUAAUCGCGUAAGUAAUAGCAUUCUCUUACCUUUUUCAACUUCACGUUUUGAGGCUGUCUAUAUUACAAUAUUUAAGCUGCUUAAACCUACAAAGGAGCAAACGUUAGAGUUUGUUGGGUUGGGAAACCAAAAAACCAUUGGCACUUUUAUCGAUUGUAUAAGCCAUAUGACAUUUCAAACGCCAGAACAAUUUGUAAGUUUUUAGACUAUUUAAUUGAAAAUAUAUUUUAAAUAGCUGAUUGUUUGUUAAGUUGAUAUACAAUAGAACUCCUGAAACGAAUAGCUUGUGGAUUUAAAAUUUGUUCGUUAAAAACAGUUUCCAAGGGCUUUUGAACUGGCUUUGGGACAGCUCCAUCUCUAGGGUUGAAGACGGAUCGGAAAUUGGUAAAACAGCAGAGACGAAGCUGAACCAAAGCAGAAAUCACUCUUUGAAGAUAAAAAUUUUUAUGGUAAAUACAAAAUGUCGGUUCCUUUCAGUUGCUGAGAUAUAUCUACAGCUGCACACGUUUUUCACUGUAUUUGAUAAAUGUAUUUCUCACAAAUAAAAAAGUUAUUAUAAAUUUAUAUCUUUUUUUAUUUUAGAACGACUUUAAAGCUCGGAUACAACAAGAAUUGGCUUUGCUGAAACUAGGGUACUUGUCUCCGAAGUGCUACCCUAACGAGUACGAUCCUCACUCCGUAUGUUUCCCUGGAUUCGCCAUAAACCUUUUGGAAGACGACUGGUGGUUGGACCAAGAAACAAUUACCGCAGGCGUGUUAAAUACAAUUGAAUUUUUUUUAAGUAGAGAACAAAUUAUGUUGAAAUAAUUUUUUAAUUUUGAAAUUGAAAAAAAAGAAACUUGUAACAAUUUAUGGCGCUAGUACAAAUGUGGUUUUUGAACAUUUGCGGAUUUUUUAAAGUGGUUUUUUUUAUUUUUUAAUUAAUUUGGUUGUAGUAAGUCCAAAAACUGCAUUUGUCCAUUUUAUCUAAUAAAUGCCUGCUUUUUUACAUGGACAUGUUCACAAUGUCAAAUUUGUUAGAGCUAGAAGAAAAUGUAGAAAAAAUGAAGUUAACUUUAAUAUUUUAAUUUAGUGAUUUUAAAAUUUUAAAUUCAAUUGUAUUUAACACAUUUUUCGGCUGUUUUUUUAGAGUAAGUUACUUUUUGUUGUAGCGUAGUACAUAUUUGCUACUAUGUAGAAUUGUAAAUCAUUCUGUGCCUCAACUCCAAAAAUUUGCUUUGAUACAAAGCACAGAAUUUUAUGAACAAUUGAACAAUCCAAUAUUUUUAUAACAAGUUUGUCUAUAUCAAAAUAUAUAACAAGCAAUUUUGCAGCCUACGUCACUUGUUUAACUUUACCUUCGUUCAAUUAAUACAGCAUUUUCGAGUUGCUAAGAUGACAAUUCAAGACUACAGCAUUAUUUUGUUGAUCACUCUUUGUCGACAUUGCAAGUUUUCAAUUUUACUUCGUAUAACGGUCUAUAGUGUAACGAAAAUUUUGUAUAACGAAACUUUUAAGUUCUUGAAGUAUCCUCUUUUACAAGUUUAGCUUUAUUGUUUUAUGCUUGAAACAUUACUAUUACAAUGGCCUAUAGUAUAAAGUUAUAGAUGAAGAUGUCAGUGGAAUAAGCGACAAGCUUGAAGGUUACAAAGACCGAGUGCUUAGAGAAUGGUCGGAAAAUUUGCAAAGGCGCUAUAACGAAGGUUUUUAUACCCCCCCCCCGUGGCUAAAAGAACGGACCCGUGACCCCCCCCCCGCCCCCGCGGGGGGCGAGCAAAAUACCCGCGCUCGGGUACGGGUAUUCCAAAAGGUUAAAAAAGGGGUUAGUGACUUUUCCGGGAAUGCAGUUUCGGUGAAUGCAUUUUCGGGGAAGACUUUUGGGGAAUGGCUUUUCGGGGAAUGGACCUUUCGGGGGAUGGACUCUUCGGGGAAUGCAUUUUCGGGGAAUGUACCCUUCGGGGAAUAAACUUUUCGGGGAAUAAACCCUGACUAAAUCACAUGUGCCUUUAUUAAGUAUCGUUAACGUUGACAUCGAUCGUACCAUGAACGUUCCUAUGACACUUUUUUGUAUGCUUUUAAUGUUAGGUCGCAUGCCUGUUAGAGUACUGUGAAAGUUAUCGUACCGUGCCGUGAACGUUCUAAUGUUACUGCUUUUUCUGGUUCGCAAAAACAUCUGAUAGUAAAUUAUAAUCGUACUUCAAAAACAGUAACAUUUGAACGUUCACGGCACGGUACGAUAACUUCCACAGUACUCUAACAAGCAUGCGACCUUACAUUUACAUCCUACAGUUUAAAAAAGUAUACAAAAAAGUGUCAUAGAAAUGUUCAUGGUACGAUCGAUGUCAACGUUAACAAUACUUAAUAAAGGCACAUGUGAUUCAGUCAGUGAGUGUAAUGUGAUUCGGUCAUAUUAAAAUUUUUAUAUUAUUUAAAAAGAUUGAUAAAAUUUAAAAAAUUCAGAAAAAAAAAUAAAAUUUUACUCUAGGACGUCUUUUUUUAAAAAUUAUUUCAAAGAUGACGAGGAAACAGACGAAUCCGCAGACGAAGAUUAAGUAAACUUACUUUUUUGUGUUUUAAAUGUUUUGAUUUAUAAAGUGGUUAUUUGUUUAUGAAAAUUUUUUAGUGCGCUAAACGUUUUGACGAAAAAUACCUUUUUUUGAAAAAAAAAUAGUAAAAAUUGUGGCAUUUAUGUAUAUUUAGGCAAAAUUAUAUUCACACCCGUACCCCCCCCCCGCGGGUACGGGUGUGAGUCUCACCCCCGCCUCAUACCCGCGGGUAUUAAAAUUUGGAUUUUUCGCGGGGGCGACGGGUGCGGGUAUGGCAAAUACCCGCACCCGCAGAACACUAAUUUUCCAACAUAUUUUUUGACGAUGAACCUUCUAACAUAGGCUCUGACGAUAGGCAAGCCUACUUAUAGGUUCAAAUAAUUGCUUUCAGGAUGCUCGUGUAUUUGCUUCAAACUUUCGUAGUUACACUGAAACAUUAGCAACGUCGGGAAGUACUGAAAUAGUAAGUUAGUAACGUGUUAACAAGGAAUGCAUAUGUUAAUAGUUUUUAUAUUUUUUCAUUAUCAAACUCAAAAAAAUUUUUAAAAAUUGAUUAUUUUAGGGGAGCAGUUUUGCGUCAGAUUUGGUCAAAGGCUUAAAGACAUUGUAUAUAUAA